UGGCAACACUUUUGAACAAAAUCACGCUUCACGCAGUUGCAUCAUUUUACGUACAAUGGUUGUGACUUGUGAACGUAAAUAGUGUUGGAAAUUAGGUAUUCCUUUUGAAUAUCCUGGAAAGAGUUUUACUGCUAUUCGUAUUCUACUAACAUCGCGACAAAUUUCAAGUUGAUUUAUUCAUUAACGCCAAAAAUGGCGAAUAAUCUGGUGCGUGUAAUCAUAGCGGGCAUGCAAGUUGUUGGGAGAGCUUUCGGACGAGCUGUAAGAAAGGAAUUUGCAGCAAGUCAACAAGCAGCAAAUAAAGCCGGUGAUGGUGAAAAGGGGGCGGGUUCGGCAGCUCAAUCAAGUUUGUUGGGGAUGUCAGUGGAUGAAGCUCAACAAAUACUUAACGUUUCCAACAUUAAAUCAAUAGAAGAAAUUAAUAAGAACUAUGAACAUUUAAUGAAAGUAAAUGACAAAGCAUCGGGUGGUUCCUUUUACCUUCAAUCCAAGGUGUUCAGAGCUAAAGAAAGACUGGAUGCUGAAAACGAAGUUUUGUCGAGCAGCGAAAAUUCAAAAAACAAUAAUAAAUCACACAAAGCCGAGUCAUGACAGAACACAUCACAAUUUGUUGUUACCAUCUCCACUAAGUGCUGAUGAUUGAAUUUCCAUCUGGAUAAUCAAGUGCAGUCUGGUCCUUUUAAUGGCAAGAAAUACUUGGCUUCUUGCUUUCUAUAAGUGGGACAAGUAGUACGUUCACCAACCUCUAUGAUAAUUUUAAUAAAAAUAAAUACGAAUGCAUUCAACAACUGGAUACAAACAAAGUUACUAAAACAAUAAAAAUAAACACCUCUUUGGGUGUACUCAA
This is a messenger RNA of Ciona intestinalis (vase tunicate), 847 nucleotides long. RefSeq names its product mitochondrial import inner membrane translocase subunit tim16-B. Gene Ontology annotation, cellular component: TIM23 mitochondrial import inner membrane translocase complex. The record is from RefSeq and is a predicted model, not a curated record. Gene Ontology annotation, biological process: protein import into mitochondrial matrix. Lineage: Eukaryota; Metazoa; Chordata; Ascidiacea; Phlebobranchia; Cionidae.